GCCGAGCGCGGGCGGUGAUUGGUCGGCGCGGGAGGUAUUUGUAAGGUCUCGGGCUGCUGAGGACCGCCGGCCUCUUUCUCCGCGCGGAUCUCGUUGGAAGAAGGACGCAUAACACAGCACCGGCAGCAUGGGGAAAGCAUUCGAUCCUGUAAGUUUCAUGAAGGAUUUCGCCGCUGGUGGCAUUGCCGCGGCGAUCUCCAAGACUGCUGUGGCGCCCAUCGAGCGAGUCAAGCUGCUGCUGCAGGUGCAGGCCGCGUCCAAACAGAUCACCGCCGACAAGGCUUACAAGGGCAUGGUCGAUUGCUUUGUGAGGAUCCCGAAAGAGCAGGGCGUGUUGGCAUACUGGCGUGGUAACCUGGCCAACGUGAUCCGUUACUUCCCCACCCAGGCCCUCAACUUCGCCUUCAAGGACAAGUACAAGCAGAUCUUCCUUGGUGGUGUUGACAAGAGGACACAGUUCUGGAGGUUCUUCGUCGGUAACCUUGCCUCUGGUGGUGCUGCUGGUGCCACCUCCCUCUGCUUCGUCUACCCUCUUGACUUCGCCCGAACCAGGUUGGCCGCCGAUAUCGGCAAGGGCCCUGAACAGCGUGAAUUCAAGGGUCUGGGCGAUUGCCUGGCGAAGAUCUUCAAGGCUGAUGGCCCCAUUGGUCUGUACCGUGGCUUUGGAGUGUCUGUCCAGGGUAUCAUCAUCUACCGUGCAGCCUUCUUCGGCUUCUAUGACACUGCCAAGGGCAUGUUGCCUGAUCCUAAGGCUGCUGGCAUCAUCGUCUCCUGGUUGAUUGCCCAGACCGUGACCACAAUCUCCGGUAUCAUCUCCUAUCCCUUCGACACCGUGCGUAGGCGCAUGAUGAUGCAGUCUGGACGCAAGUCAGGCGAGAUCAUGUACAAGAACACCUUGGACUGCUGGAGGAAGAUUGCCAAGCAGGAGGGUACCGGUGCCUUCUUCAAGGGCGCAUUCUCCAACGUAUUGCGAGGCACAGGUGGUGCUUUGGUGCUGGUGUUGUACGAUGAGAUCCAGGUUCUGCUGUUCGGCAGCAAGUCUGGUGGCGGAGAGUAAGCAAUGGCUGCCGGCAUGACACUCAACCAGAAUGCUAGAGGAGCCACACAGAGGUUGCGGGGAAAGUUAAGUCAGGGGCAGGGUGUGUACAAAUAGUUGCUGUGGCCCAGGGCUCAACCUCCGUGUGUAUAGUUGAUAGUUCUGUGAACUAUACUUUCCUCUGUCCAGAAAAUAGAUCUUCUGAAUCAUGGCUCGUGUUCAUGUUUUAUAUUCAGUUAAACCCCUUUGAAACGGGAUCCUAGGGUAUAUAGUUUGUACAGAAUCAUGAUCAAUGCAUAAAGCCUCAUCAUAAUUUUCAAUGGCAAAACCAUUCCUGUAAAAUUAUAAGUUCAAUAAAAAUUGUAAACUUGAAAA
Messenger RNA from Scylla paramamosain (green mud crab), 1411 nucleotides. RefSeq names its product ADP/ATP translocase 3-like. The transcript is spliced from 5 exons. Gene Ontology annotation, cellular component: mitochondrial inner membrane. The record is from RefSeq and is a predicted model, not a curated record. Gene Ontology annotation, biological process: mitochondrial ADP transmembrane transport; negative regulation of mitochondrial outer membrane permeabilization involved in apoptotic signaling pathway; mitochondrial ATP transmembrane transport. Gene Ontology annotation, molecular function: ATP:ADP antiporter activity. The coding region runs from base 128 to 1057 and encodes 309 amino acids. NCBI's taxonomy places the organism in Eukaryota, Metazoa, Arthropoda, Malacostraca, Decapoda, Portunidae.